AUGGAUAAAACCCUGUGUGAACAGUUUGAUACAUUGAGAAACUAUUUACCCGAUGACUCAAGCAAUUCUACAACUAGUGAUAUUAAUAAUUUAGGGAAUUUUAUGAAUUAUUGCUCUAAUGGAGAAUCAAAGGGAAAAGAAUGUAAGAAUGAUCUUGAUAAUAUAAAUGCUGGAUGUUUAUGGUUGUUUGAGCAAUUGUUUGUGGAAAAUAAAAAAAAUAUCAGUACAGUUCAAUACAUUAUCAUAUGGUUAAGUUAUAAACUAAAUCAAAAGACGUAUAACGAAAUCACGGAUCUAAAUGAUUUUUACAAAAAAUAUAUAGAAAAUAAUACGCAUUAUACUAGUUGUAAACAAGGUGAUGUAGAUUGUAGUAAUUCAUUAAAUAGUAAUAUAGGUUAUCAAAAUUAUAAGGAAAUCAUAGAUAAAAAAAAGAAAUUGUUGGACAUUAAUAUUGAAAAUAUGUCUAAAUUUUAUGAAGCAUUUAAAUCAUUAUGUAACUUGUAUAAAAAACUUGGUGAUGACAGUAAAAAUUGCAAGAAUGAUUUGGAUGAUAAUAAUGAAUUUAUUAAAAAAUAUAAUGAACUUAAUAAUGUUUCUGAUAAUAUUAAAGAUGAAGUCUAUUGUCAAGUAUUGUCUACAUUAUUAAAUGAUUAUAAUAAUUUAAAAGAGUAUUGUGAUGAUAAUAGAGAUGAUAGUGACAAAAUUCCAUCCCCUACAUCGACAAAAACAAAAGAAACUGGUGUGCAAAGUUCUGAAUCGAGUUCUGAAGUUACAUCAUCAAGUUCGUCGAUAACAAACAAAUUAAUUCCAGUUUUAUCGAUAAUUGUUGCAAUACCAAUAUUCUUGGGAAUUUUUUAUAAGUAUUCGUUAUUUGGAUUUCGGAAACGAACCCCAAAACAACAUUUAAGAGAAAAACUAAAAAACUAA
This is a messenger RNA of Plasmodium yoelii, 927 nucleotides long. RefSeq names its product PIR protein. The coding region runs from base 1 to 927 and encodes 308 amino acids. The transcript has 3 exons. NCBI's taxonomy places the organism in Eukaryota, Apicomplexa, Aconoidasida, Haemosporida, Plasmodiidae. The record is from RefSeq and is a predicted model, not a curated record.